This is a messenger RNA of Planococcus citri (citrus mealybug), 3072 nucleotides long. RefSeq lists its product as uncharacterized. Gene Ontology annotation, molecular function: zinc ion binding. The transcript is spliced from 10 exons. Lineage: Eukaryota; Metazoa; Arthropoda; Insecta; Hemiptera; Pseudococcidae. The record is from RefSeq and is a predicted model, not a curated record. The coding region runs from base 151 to 2823 and encodes 890 amino acids.
ACAUUUUAUCAGGCUCAAAUUAUCAGAUUUUUCAAAAAUCUUGAACCCCAAGGUAAAUUUACCUUGUUGAACCCCGAAAAAUUCGAAUAUUUGAGCAAAAAUUCGUUAUUUUCUUCAUGAUAUACCUCCAUUUCCAUUAAUAUUUCAAUUAUGGGACAAGUCAGAUUCGUUUGUGAACAAUGCGGUAAAGUUUAUUCUACAAGGUACGGUUUAAGCCGCCACAAAAACGCUGUCCAUGAUCCAGAAAAAGUUCACAUAUGCGACUCUUGCGGUAAAAGCUUUCCGAGAAUCGAUGCACUGAAACGCCAUAUAAUCAUGAAACACACCGAAAGACCUUCCAAGCCUCUUCAAAAAUGCAAUUUUUGUGAUAAACAUUUAAAAAGUAUCUGCGCGUUGAAAAGCCAUUUGAAAACCCAUAAACCCAAAACGCUGGCGAAGAAAAGUACCAAAAAACCUGGACAUUUUGAGUGUAACGAUUGUGGCACAGUAUUUAAAUAUCGCCAAAAUUUAAUCCGACAUAUACAGGACAAACAUAUGUACCCAACAAUAUACGAAUGUCACGGAUGCGGUCUCGUUUAUAAAACUAAACAGAGUUACACCGAUCAUAUUCGCAGUGUUCACGAAUCGAACGAAAAAAUGACUUGUGAUAAUUGUUCGAAAAACUUCCUCUGUAGACGUUCGUUGAUAAAGCAUAUCGCCAACUGUUCCAAACUUCCUAAAGUUAAAAAACUCGAACCUAGUAUCAUUUGUGUACUGUGCGAAAAAACGUUCCUGAGACACUACCUGUUAUUAAAGCAUUACACCGAAGACCACAACGUUACUUUAGUAUACGAAAACAGACAGUUCGAUUCGAUGGACCAGUUCAUGAAAUGGAAACAAGAAGUAGAAUUCUUCACCAUUGCCGGAUAUCAUUCAUCUAGCGGUGUUCUCGACACUGCCAAUAGUCGUACGAGAAAAUUUCGAUGCCAUCGUUCCGGAGUAUACAAAUCACAAUGCGAAAAUAGCGCUCGAGUACGAAAGUUGAAGAAAAAAGGAUCGAAAAAAUUACAAGGCUUGUGUCCGGCAGAAAUAGUUGUAAAAGAAUUCAAGUCAGAUGGCAAAUGCGAAGUAAAGUUUCAAACAACUCACGUCGGACACGAAAUCGGUACUCAAACCGAGUUAACUCAUAUAUACCUAGAUAAACCCAAAAGACUCGAGUUAGCUUCUAAAAUAGCCGAUAGAAUCGCACUCAGCGUGAUAAUGGAGAACGAGAACGAGUCGCUGAUCAAGGGAAAUCACGAUAAUCGUAAAAGAACCAUCACUUCUAAAGAUUUACGUAAUAUUAAAUUGCAUUAUGUUCCGGAUCUUGGUCCGUCGAAAACAGCUUCCGAGAGUGUUCCAACUUUCGUCGAGCAAAACAAAGAUUCUAUUAUUUUCUUUAAGAAUAAAAACGAAGACGUAUCGAUUACCAUGUUGAAGGAUUCAAUUAAUUCAGAUUAUUCGUUCGAAACUCACGAUUUCGUGUUAGUAUUCAUGAACGCCGAACAAAAGAAAAAAAUGGAAUUACUGGCUGUAGAUGGAGUAGUCAAUAUCGAAAGUACUCAUAUCGUCAGCAGUCCAGAACGGUAUGAUCUACACACAGUGACGGUAUUGAAUCUAAAUCAAGAAUGUUUACCGGUGGCUUUCCUCUUGACAAACCGUACAAAUGAAAGCGUUAUGACCUGUUUUGUGGAAUGCAUCAAAUCUCAAGUGGGUGAGAUGAAAGUCAAGACGUUCGUCAGCGAUUUACAAAUCAUGUAUUUCAAAUCCUGGACAAACGUGAUGCCAUUACCGCAAUAUUACCUGUAUUACAUGUGGCACGUUACUCAAGAAUGGGAUCGUCUCUGCAAAAAGAUUCCCGCCCAUAAACGUGACGAAUUCCGUUCGAUUUUGGAUACUUUGUAUAAAGAACUGGACGAAAACAAAUUCCGUAUUUUGCUCGAAGACUUUGUCAACCAAACGGACCUAGAUUACCAAAAGUUCAUCGCUAGCUUCAAAGUGGAUUUUUUAAGCAACGCCGAACAGUGGGCGUAUUGUUAUCGUAUGUUCUCCGAAGUAGAUUCAGACGCGGAUCUGCAUUUCAAAUUUAAUGUUUUGGGUGGAAAAAGAGUGAAAACUGUGGCCUCGUGUUUAUCCAGUAUCAAGAGUAAUUUAUCUGUUAUACUGCGAGAAGAAGAGAUGAAAAAUAUCAACGGUUAUACGCCUUUGAAAUUGACUACUUUAAAUAGCAGGCAUACUUCUGCUCUGGAACAAAUGGGUGAUUUGACUAUGUACUGUUUGGACGAACCUGGUAAAUGGAAAGUUAUUUCACCCGAAAACAUUUACACCGUUAGCGUACAAAGUCCACAAUGCUUAUCGGAUUGUUUACUCAAGUGUUCCGAAUGCAAUGCGUGUUUACACGAAUACAAAUGCACUUGCAUGGAUCAUUCCAUUAUGUACAAUAUGUGCGUACAUAUUCACGCUGUUCUGAUGAUCUUUAAAGUAGAACGUGCCGAAGAAGUAUUCGUCGAAACGCGCGAUUCUGUUGGCUCUCCUCUUACUCCGGCUAUCGUGUCGGAUCCGGUUACUCCUGAACGCAUUGACGAUAUUGAAAUGGCUGAAUGUGAACAUCAGGUGUCCAAUGAAGAUAAAUCGGUGACUGAGCAUAACUUAUCGAAAGAUGAAAUUUUAGCCGAAGUCAGGCAGAAGUUCUUGCUUUUAGAACAAAAUAUUGAUACUUUGUCGACGAACUCGUCUUGCUGGUCGUCUAUCAAGAAUAUACUCGAUACUAUUCCUGUGAAAAUACAGGGUGUGAAGGAUGAGUAAAAUGGGUGUACUGUACUUGAGAAACCUUACGUUAUGUUUUACGACAAGAUCAAGAUCUGGAUUCUGCCUUCGGUAAAUACGUAAAAUGGGUCCUGUUUCAAGAGUCAGUGAUCGAUACGAAGAUUUCAGAAAAAUUGGAAUGACUGAUUUUAUAAUUUAUGACUGCAUUUCUUUUUCAAUUCCUAGUUUCAAUGGAUUACAUAUUUGUAUUCGAGAACAUUUUUUUUGUAUUAUACAUGUUGUGCGUUA